Hemibagrus wyckioides is the source of this 1982-nucleotide messenger RNA. RefSeq names its product FERM domain-containing protein 6. NCBI's taxonomy places the organism in Eukaryota, Metazoa, Chordata, Actinopteri, Siluriformes, Bagridae. Gene Ontology annotation, cellular component: cytoskeleton; cytoplasmic side of apical plasma membrane. The coding region runs from base 80 to 1537 and encodes 485 amino acids. Gene Ontology annotation, biological process: positive regulation of hippo signaling. The record is from RefSeq and is a predicted model, not a curated record. The transcript has 13 exons.
CAUUCAUAGCAUGGUGUGGCAGAAGGAAUUCAGGAGGUUAGUGGAUUCAUGUAUACAAGGCUGAACAAAAUUCAAGAACAUGCCGAACUCAGGCCACCAGACCAGAUCUUUGUGUGUGGUGAUUUUACCCAACAAAAUGCAACUCAACAUUAAUGUCGGGCUAAAGUGCAGAGGACAAGAGGUAAUCAACCAACUCUCCCAAUUACUUGGAACUGCAGAUCUACAUAUUUUUGGCCUGAGCUUACAAGAAGAUAACAGUCACCUUUUCCUGGACCUGAAAAAGAAACUAAUCACAUACUUCCCUGAAUCACAGAAGCCAACAAUACUGCCGAACAGGAUGUGUCUUCAUCUAAGAAUUCAGUACUACGUAAGAAACAGUCGGCAAAUUGUAGACGAGAAGGUUCGCAGUUUGUACUGUGCUGAUCUGAAAAACAGAGUUUUGAGCUCUCGGUGUUACGAGAAGGAAGGUCAAUACUUCCAACUGGCUGCAUACGCCUUACAGGCAGACCUGGGAGACUGGAAAGAGGAAACGCAAACUUACUUCACUCCCCAGGACUAUUUUCCACCUUGGAUUUUGGCAAGGCGAGGAUGUGACUAUGUGGUGCAGCAUACUCCAGAGCUGCACAAAGAGCUGAGAGGAAUGUCUGCAUAUGAUGCUUCUCUGCUCUACAUCGAGGAAUCCUGUAACCUGAGUGAUGUGCCUCUCACAUUCUACAGCAUGAGCAAGGGUAAAAAAGAAAAGAGACCCAGCAUGCAGCUGGGCCUGGCUUUGACAGGACUGCACAUAUAUGAACUAGAGAUAAACAGUGGAGAAAAUCAGCUUUUGUAUGAAUUGCCCUGGUCAAGUAUAGAUUGUCUUAAAUUUCAGGGUCGGCGUUUUGAGAUAAGUGCAGAUGCUCUGGCUGGGAAAGUCCUGGUCAUGUAUACCCAAUCAGUGCUUCACUCCCAACAUAUGCUGAAGCACAUUAGCAACAACCAUCGUGUGCAGCUACACACAAAACAUUCAUUCAAACAGCUGCAGAGAGAAGAGAAAAGGCAGCACAAGGAGGUGUACAUCAGGGACAGUACUGAUCCAGACUCAGAGGAUAGUGAAGAUGAGCUUCCACCUUUGAAGAUGUAUCUGGACAAGGCCCGGCAACAUCAUGCUGACACCAUGGCAACUGUCUCAAUAACAAAUGCCAGAGAUACAGCUCGGGGAAUUACUGGAAAAGUGCAAACAUCUGACUUAGAUGAGAUUGAGCUGUGUGUUGAUGAGCCAGGGGAGAUGUCUGUUGAUGAUACCGAAGAUAUCACACAGUUGAAUGAAUUCCUGGAGGGUGUUUCUGUAGAUGGGCCACCAUUUAUCACUGUGUCUCAGUGGAUAGAUUGUACAAUGGAGAUGAAACAGGUUUUAAAGUUGAGAGCUUGCAGUCUUUCUCUGGACCAGUGCAGCGGGAGUCUAGACAACACUUACGUCUCACAGUCGCUCAACUCUCCUGAAGAACAUGUCAGCACCCUACUGACAUAUAAGCCUAAAGAAGAAGACAUCAUGUUUUAGCUAUCUAACAUAAAGGUUGUUAAAUCUGUGUGUAUUAUUGUACAGAUCACCUUUUUCUCUUCCUCCAUUCCACAUAUAUACUUCCUUUAUACACUCAACCAUUGUCUAAUUUUGUCAUUCCAUCAGAAUGAACACAUGUAUAUAUGUAAAGAAUGCAUCAUUUUCCAGUCCAUUUUCACUGGGCACAAUUUGGCUAAGCAUGUUCUGUAGGUGACUAUCAGAUUCUUUAUAAAACGUAUGAAUUACUAUGCAUUUUAUUAUCACUUUAAACACAUGUGCAGUAGUGCCUAGCAUCUGAGCUCCAGGGAUUUCCUCUGGGUUCUCCACUUACCUUCUACUACACAAAAACAUUCUGGUAAUAGAUUAGAUUUUUGUUUGUAAAAUCUGACUGAGCUGUGAAUAAAGAUGUAUAUCAAGAAAAUUGACAUAAUAAUAAUAAUUUAAU